AUGCAAAGUAAUUAUAACUUCUUAACUGAUCAUUCAUAUUCUAUACGUAUUGAUCGUGAUAAAACUCCUUUAAAACAACGUGAAAUAAAAAAUAAAACACGUCGAAAGAAUUCAAAUCGUUCAAGUAAACCAACAUCAACUAAUCAUACAGUAUCAAUUCAUCGUAGCUCAAGUGAUAAAGAAAAUAAUGUAUCGAGUCCUCCAACAGCUACAAGAAAUAAAAGAAAAUCAUCGAUAAAGAAAAAAAUAACUAAAUCCCCUAAGAAAACUCUACCAAAAUCCUAUACUCAAGGUAAAAUUAUAAAGAAGAAAAAAGCGAUAACAUCUCAAUUAAUCGAUACAAAUAGUGUACCACCAUCAUUAUCUAUUGAAGAACGUGUUAAACUACGUCGAACAACAUCAAUCAAACCUAUAUUAAAUAAAACGCUAACAUUUAAUAUGCAAAAACCUGUCAAACGACUACAACAUAUAUCAAAAACAAAGAACAAAAAACUAAUUCAAUCGAAAAAAUUCUUCCUUGGAUCAGGUCUUGAUCUUGAUAAUAUCGUUUCUGGUAAUCGUCAACGACGUUCUGUACAAAUAUAA
Messenger RNA from Adineta steineri, 585 nucleotides. Lineage: Eukaryota; Metazoa; Rotifera; Eurotatoria; Adinetida; Adinetidae. The record is from the annotation of a GenBank genome assembly.